AUGUUACCGAUUAAACGCAGAAGCAAAAUUGAUGCUGGAGAUGCAAAGUUAUUGUUGGUGAUGUUAAUGGCAAUUCACGUUGUCGCCAAACCUUGUAUUCUCACGUCUCCAUUGACUCUACAAUUGCUACUGGAGUACGCGGAAUGGCGCUCUUGGGACCAAGUGGUGCUUUUCGAUAAUGUUAGCCCGUUCAAUUGCGCCCUUAAUUACGCCCGACCGUUAAUCGAAUGUUUCGGUAAAAAGGGUAUCAGCGUUUCUCUACAAUCGGCAACAAAUCCAAACAUACCGGAUGCUCUUACGAUUCGAACACAUCGCGUUGGCUCAAUCGUACUUUUAGAUGGACUCAAUCUGACAUCACCUGAUAAUAUUAUUCAAAUGGCUUCCCAGAAAUUUCUGUUCAACUAUUACAUCUCAUGGCUUAUAGUAACCACAAGAAGAAACGAUUCCACUAUCGAUACCGUUCUUCGAGAUCUAAAUAUUGGUAUUGACAGUGAUGUGGUCGUGGCUACCUCGCCGCUACCGAACGACGCUACCGCUUGGAUAUAUGCUCAGAAAUAUCGAGACAAAAUAUGUCGGUCCCUUCGACGAUAUGGCGAUCGCUUCGAGUUUGUGGGACCACCGGAAGGACGAAACAUCGAGAACGCCACGAUCAAUUUGAGCUACGCUACUAAAGAGAAUCGUACAGUGUCGUUCUACUUGAUGCACACUUACAAAAUACGUCAUUCCGAUAAUACAAGUCUAAUUGUCCGAUAUCUUGGUUACUGGAAUCCAGAGUUUCACACUCUUAAGUUGCCGAUGAGAGUAAAACUGAGAAGCGAUUUCAACGGUCUUCCUAUUGUCUUUGGGAUUUUGAAUGGAACUAACGACGGACAGACGGAUGUUACCGAAUCGGAGGCCACUGCUAACGAUAUCGCACCGCUUUUGGAUUUUGCAACCAUUGUCACCAAUAGCGUAAAUGCCAGUAUCGAGCUAGUGCCACACGAAAAGCUCGGUACGUUAACUAACAAAGUAUGGAGUCAUCUUCUUGGCGAUGUUGUAGCUGGCACCGUCGACAUUGGUUUAGGAUAUAUAACAAUGAAUGACGAGGAACGUUGGGCAGAGAUGACUUUUAGUCAUCCUUUGAUACGUUACAUGAGAAACAUUUAUUAUCAUCCACUGGAAACCGGCACAAUGAGAGAUAUAUUUUUACAACCGUUCGACAAUCGAUUGCUUGGCUGCGUCGCGGGGACAUAUCUUAUUAUGUUAAUUGCAAUGGCGCUGGUUAUAUACGCCGCUAAAAUGUUGUUGCAUAAUGAGGAUGAAAAACACGUCGGAAUCGGGGAAUCUGCACUUUGGUGCUUAAGUAUCAUGUGCAUGCAAGGAUCACCCUGGACGCCUCGUAGCCCAUCUGGAAAGACCUUGUUGUUAUUCAGUCUAAUAUUCUCCCUUGUUAUGUACAAUGCCUAUGCCGGCUUCAUUACGUCCAUAUUGUCGGUGCAAGCUACAGGAAUCAAAUCGAUCACCGAUCUUCUCUUCAACAAUUUCAAGCUAGGAUACAGUGCCGCCGACGAUACAUACAUAAGAAAUGCGAACGACAGCAAUCUUCGUCAAUUAUACAUAAAGGCGUUUAAUAAUCGCGAAUCCCGUUUGGAGACAAGGACUGGCCUUAUGAAAGCUGUCAAAGGACGAUACGGAUUCUUCGUUAGCGCGACUCUCGCACGGCGAGCUCUUCGAACAACAUUCAUACAGGAACGAUGCAUCUUAAAGGAGUUAAUGCUUCCACAAACGCUUACAGUAGUCGCUCUUCCCAUGGCGAAAAGUUGCCCGUACAGAAAGAUCAUCAAUCUCAAUAUAUUGCGAAUAUACGAACGCGGCGUCUUGGACAAAAUACAGGAGCGGAUGCUGCCGACGAUGCCGCGGUGCGCGGCUUCGGCGGCCUUCAACAGUGCGAGGCUCGCCGAUGUCUACUCCGCUUUCUUCCUUCUGAUGGCGGGUAUGGUCACCGCCAUCUCCAUCGGCAUCUUCGAAAGGAUAUGGAAUAAACGGAAGCAGAUGAAGGAAACAGUCGUGCGCGGUAUACGCAAGCACAAUCUGAUACCACACCUCCACUUCCAUCACCAUCAUCAUCAUCAUCACGAUGGUGGCCACAAUCGCCCCGACGAUCGUCAUCCUCACUUUCAUAUCGCUGCUUCGACUAGAAAAUUACGCGGCUACGAUCCUGCUUAUCUGACCAUGCUGCAGAAUCACGCUCGUCAAGUGCAGUCGUUCGUCGGUUUUCAGGAACGCGACAUUUCUCCGGAGAAACCGAGAGGUCCCGGUCUGGAACCACGUCUGCAGGUACAGAAGAGAUCGAUAAAUCCCAAGAGAGCGUCCUGGUCUUCCUUCUCAGGCUUGUCCAAGAGGAAGAUGAGAUCAACUGAAAGAAUCCCGCCGACCUCAAACGUGGAGAACGUCCCAAUGUUUCCGUUUCGCGAUUAAAAUAUCGUUUUGACAUUCCA
Messenger RNA from Monomorium pharaonis (pharaoh ant), 2477 nucleotides. RefSeq names its product glutamate receptor ionotropic, delta-2. The coding region runs from base 1 to 2457 and encodes 818 amino acids. The record is from RefSeq and is a predicted model, not a curated record. Gene Ontology annotation, cellular component: membrane. Gene Ontology annotation, molecular function: ligand-gated monoatomic ion channel activity. The transcript has 9 exons. Lineage: Eukaryota; Metazoa; Arthropoda; Insecta; Hymenoptera; Formicidae.